Molecule: messenger RNA, 348 nt
Organism: Helianthus annuus (common sunflower)
Lineage: Eukaryota; Viridiplantae; Streptophyta; Magnoliopsida; Asterales; Asteraceae
Product: formin-like protein 5
Exons: 2
Coding region: 1-348 (115 amino acids)
Source: RefSeq, a predicted model, not a curated record
AUGAGCCACCCGCCACCGCCGCUGCUACCACCUACCGCCGCAACCCACCUCUGUCCUCGCCAUCGCCGUCGCCGCCACCCACCGUCGCCACUGCCACCUCCGAUCAUCGCCACCACCCACCUUCGAUCAUCGCCGCCACCAUUGCCACCACCCACCGCCACCACCGCUACCACCUCCGACCACCGUUGCCGCUACUACCACCUCCGACCACCGUCGCCACUGCUACCACCUUCGACCACCCCUGCCACCACCAUGGCCACCUACCUCCACCGUCAUCCACCACUACCACCACCGUUGUCACCAUCCGCCGUCGUCUCCACCCACCACCACCGCCGCCGCUACAACUGA